AUGCGUCUUCCAAUUCUCUUGCUGAUUCUUGCUGUCAUGGCCACUGCCACCAUCUACUGGAAGCAUCCAGUUAAAGAUGCGAGGCAACAAGCCGAGUAUCAGUUACAAUAUCUCAUACACGCACUCAACAUGAAGGAUAUCGAGUUGUUCAAGACACUUGCCUAUGAUGUUAUUCAGGCGCAACCUAUCAUCAAGUUGUACGCUACUGGAAAUACUGGAUAUGUUAUGUCUGCGAGUAAUAUCAUCGGAGACAGACAUCUCGUCGCUACCGGAAAUUUGGAAGGAACUGAUAUCAAGUUCUAUUUUAGCUGGGAGAAGGUAAGAGUAGACAGCAGAAGUCUUUGGCUAACUAAGGUACCGUAA
Caenorhabditis remanei is the source of this 363-nucleotide messenger RNA. RefSeq lists its product as uncharacterized. Bases 1 to 363 code for a protein of 120 amino acids. The record is from RefSeq and is a predicted model, not a curated record. The transcript has 2 exons. Lineage: Eukaryota; Metazoa; Nematoda; Chromadorea; Rhabditida; Rhabditidae.